Messenger RNA from Penicillium longicatenatum, 501 nucleotides. RefSeq lists its product as uncharacterized. The transcript has a single exon. The record is from RefSeq and is a predicted model, not a curated record. Bases 1 to 501 code for a protein of 166 amino acids. Lineage: Eukaryota; Fungi; Ascomycota; Eurotiomycetes; Eurotiales; Aspergillaceae.
AUGCCAUCGGUCAUCCUCAUCGCGGACGAGGCAUUGACGCUCGACGAAUAUGCACAUGUCUGGGAGGCGGUCUGUCGUUGCGUACGCCAAGGCUCUACAGCUGAUUUAAUGGGGCUAUUCUCCUCUUUCGUUAGACCGCUCGACAUCAAGCCCUUCUUUUCCAAAGCAGGACUACCAUGGGAAGGUAGAACAUAUGUUCGGACAACAUUGACGAUCAAUCGAGCAGCAACUGGGGACGAGUUAGCUGCGAGGCUGCCACCAUCCUACAGCCAGAAGGCUGUGUUCAUCAAAAACGUCGCUCAUUCGGACAGAUGGUAUACCACGGAUGCCAGUUCUGUCGUUGAACCACGAGUCUUCGGACCGUCCCCUGCGCAUAACCCAGGUCAAUCGCCGGUGAUAAUGGCUCGGGUUGGAAUGGGAAGACUGGGGUAUGUGGGAGAUUGCAAUGCCGAAGAGGAAACAGAUGCUGUUAUUCUUGCUAUGUGUGGGCUCCUUGGGUAA